CGUGGCCCUGCCGCGCAUGCUCGCGAGGAGCCCGCGAGUGCGCUCCUAGAGACUGGCUCUCCGGCGGGGCGGCGCGCGCUCCCUACGGCCAGCGGGGCGGAGCGCGCGACACGGGGCUCGCUCCCGAGAGGGCAGGUGGGGGCGGGGGUGGACACCCGGGUUGCGGUGGCCGGAGGGGCCUGGGCCGCGAGGUCGACGCCUGUGGCUGCAGCGGCCCGAGGCCAGAGGACCCGCCGCGCGGCUCGGUCUCCGGAGAGGGAGGGCCCCGCUGUUGUCACCGCCCGGCCGGUGCCCGGUGAAAUUAGUCCAGAGAAGUGAUGGGAUUUGCCCCUGGUCUCCCACCCAGCAAGCCAGCGCUGACGAUGGCUGUUGGCGGACCGUGAAGAUGGUUCUCACUUGUCUAUGAAGGACAGAGCCCCUGGACUGCCAGGUUCCUUGCAGGGAGGUGGAGGACAAAUCCUACUGAGACCUGAGCGUGGCCUGGGGGCCCGGCUGCCUGUCCCAGAAUGCCCCUGCCCGAGCCCAGCGAGCAGGAGGGCGAGAGUGUGAAGGCCGGCCAGGAGCCCUCCCCUGAGCCCCCUGAGCCGGGCACAGAUGUCGUCCUUGAAGCCCCCACGAAGCCCAUGGAGUUCUCUGAACUGGUCCUCCUGGCGGCCUCCACUGAGAGUGGGGAUGGAGUGGACACCCAGCCCGAAGAAGUGCACUGUGUCCUUACCCUGGAGAUGGCUGACCCUGACACCCUGGCCGGGACGCCCCAGAUCCUGCCAGUAGAGGGACAGUGCGGGGUGGUCCAGCCAAGGCCCCAGACCCAGCCACUGAAACCCAGCAAGCCAAACAUUGUCACCCAGCCCCUGGAGUUCCUGAGGACCCCGUUUGGGGGCCGCCUGCUGGUGCUGGAGUCCUUCCUGUACAAGCAGGAGAAGGCCGUGGGGGACAAGGUGUACUGGAAGUGCCGUGAGCACACUGAGCUGGGCUGUCGGGGCCGGGCCAUCACCCGCGGCUCGCGGGCCACAGUCAUGCGGGGCCACUGCCACCCACCCGACGAGGAGGGCCUGGCGGCCCGGCGCCAGAGACAGAAGCAGCCCGGCCCAGCCCUACCCGAGGGCGUGGCGGGUUCCCAGGGCCCCAGCAGCCUGGUGGAGGAGCCCCUGGAGGGGGCGGGCCCGUGGCUGUGCCCCGUGGAGCCAGAUCCGACCCCAGGCCCGAUGCUGAGCUACCUGGUCCCCGAGGAGGACGAGGGGCUCCGAGCCCUGGCGCUGCUGAGAUUGCCCCCGAAGAAACGCUCGACGCUGGGGAGCAGAGGGCCCCCGCCUCUGGAGUUCCUGCGGACCUGCUAUGGGGGCAGCUUCCUGGUGCACCAGUCCUUCCUGUACAAGCGGGAGAAAGCCGUGGGGGACAAGGUGUACUGGACGUGCCGUGACCACACGCAGCACGGCUGCCGCAGCCGUGCCAUCACCCAGGGCCGGCGGGUGACAGUGAUGCGGGGCCAUUGCCACGCGCCCGACCUGGAAGGCCUGAAGGCCCGGCGGCAGCAGGAGCGGGCCAUGGCGGCACUGCGGGCCCAGCCGGGUGGCCCCGGGGGCCCAGAGGACAAGCCGCUCCAAGGCGUGGACAGCCUGCUCUACCGCAGAGGGCCCGGGCCCCUGACUCUCACCAGGCCCCGGCCCAGGAAGCGCCUGAUGGCCAACGACGAGGAGCUCCCGGCUGAGCCCCAGGGCGAGGAGGACAAGGACGAGGACCCGGGAGGCCCCGAGUUCCUGAGGACCCCUCUGGGGGGCAGCUUCCUGGUGUAUGAGUCCUUCCUCUACCGGCGGGAGAAGGCGGCCGGGGAGAAGGUGUACUGGACGUGCCGGGACCAGGCCCGCAUGGGCUGCCGCAGCCGAGCCAUCACCCAGGGCCGGCAGGUGACGGUGAUGCGAGGGCACUGCCACCCGCCUGACCUGGGGGGCCUGGAGGCGCUGCGGCAGCGGGAGAAACGCCCCGGCACAGCCCAGCGAGGAAGCACAGGAGGUCCCGAGUUCCUGAGGACCCCUCUGGGGGGCAGCUUCCUGGUGUAUGAGUCCUUCCUCUACCGGCGGGAGAAGGCGGCCGGGGAGAAGGUGUACUGGACGUGCCGGGACCAGGCCCGCAUGGGCUGCCGCAGCCGUGCCAUCACCCAGGGCCCGCGGGUCAUGGUGAUGCGCAGACACUGCCACCCGCCUGACCUGGGGGGUCUGGAGGCUCUGCGGCAGCGGGAGCAGCUCCCCAGCCCGGCUCAGAGGGAAGGCUCAGGUUCGGAAACCCCCCAGCCCCUGGAGUUCCUGAGGACUUCCCUCGGAGGCCGGUUCCUGGUGUACGAGUCCUUCCUCUACAGGAAGGAGAAGGCGGCUGGGGAGAAGGUGUACUGGAUGUGCCGGGACCAGGCCCGUAAAGGCUGCCGCAGCCGCGCCAUCACCCAGGGCCCGCGGGUGACGGUGAUGCGAGGGCACUGCCACCCACCUGACCUGGCGGGCCUGGAGGCGCUGCGGCAGCGGGAGCAGCUCCCCAGCCUGGCCCAGCAGGAGGACCCAGAAAAGGAAGGUGGAAAGUACACAGCCCAACAGCGAGUCCCAGUGAGGCCAGCCUCCCGCCUGACAGCAAAGGAACCAACCCAACGCAUCACCAGUGUCAAGGAUGCUCCAGGUCCUCGCAGGACCCUGGCACUUCCCACCCAGUUAGAUUUUGCUCGACAAAGCCUCUCUAUCAUUCUCCAAAGCAUCCACGGGUUUCGCAUUUACUCCAGAGGCCUCCCAGGAAGAACGCUUGAUGGUGUCUCCCUGCUGGCAGAGAAGAGCCCCGGGAGCUGGUGGCCUGCAGCAGUGCGUGAUGUGGGGUGACGUGGCGGGCGGUGGGACCCCCACGGGGGCCUCAAAAAGCUCAGAGAAAGGAAGCACCAUUCACAAAGAUAUCCACCCCGCCCCAGCCUGCCGAGCCGCAAACACCCAGCCGUCCUGAGAGCCCACAGCUUUGCCAAGGACUUUCCUGUUGGGUGUGGUCCCACUUGGGCUCCAUAAAGUAGAAAGUCAUCGUGGUGGCCACGUCAAGAUGAAGGUGGGCGAGUUUGGGGAAGUCCCUGCCUCUUUGGGCUGAGCUGCCCCAUGUGGUGUUUGCCAGGCAGGUGCUGGGCGGGCCUCCGUGCUCCUUGGGCACCUACUGCCAGGGUAUGGCCGUCCCAUAGCAGAGCAGGCAGAAACCAGGGGACUUUUACACCAUCUGUUGGAGUUUCCUUUGCUCUUCUCCAACUUAAAUCAAGCGCGAUGUCAACGAUGCCCAGGGCAGGUGGUGUUGGGCCGUGGGAGCCCACGCUGGGCAGAUUGCCCCGGGUCGCCCAGAUUUGCCUGAUGCCGGAGGAGAGGGAGACCCAGAUGACAGAGGGGCAGAGGCAUCCCCUUCUCCUGUCUUCUGGUACAGCUGGGAGCAACAGGCCGAUGGCCCCCACCAACCCAAGGCUGCAGCUUGCUAAAGGGGCCGUGUCCCCACCAGCGGCCCCUUGCCCCCACCCUGUGGUGGCUGGGGGCUCCCCCUCUCCCGCCUAGCUGGCCGUGCGGCCUGCCAUCUGGCUGCGGGGCAGUGACAGCUUGGAUGCCCCCCGCUGUCCCCCUGCCUCCAUACUUCCCGCAAUAAACCCGAUUUUAUACCUCGC
This is a messenger RNA of Bubalus bubalis (water buffalo), 3661 nucleotides long. RefSeq names its product FLYWCH-type zinc finger 1 (gene FLYWCH1). The transcript has 10 exons. The coding region runs from base 507 to 2855 and encodes 782 amino acids. Lineage: Eukaryota; Metazoa; Chordata; Mammalia; Artiodactyla; Bovidae. The record is from RefSeq and is a predicted model, not a curated record.